Messenger RNA from Nasonia vitripennis (jewel wasp), 614 nucleotides. Its product is annotated as putative nuclease HARBI1. Lineage: Eukaryota; Metazoa; Arthropoda; Insecta; Hymenoptera; Pteromalidae. The coding region runs from base 165 to 569 and encodes 134 amino acids. The record is from RefSeq and is a predicted model, not a curated record. The transcript has 4 exons.
UGUAUUCAAUAAUUACACUUAAAUUUAAUUGAUGUUUUCAGAUAUCAGAUGCUGAUUAUAUAAUAAGAAAUAUUCGAGUAUAUCCAGGCAGUGCUACUGAUUCGUUUAUAUGGCAGUUCAGUGACAUUCAACAAGAGGUUCAACAACUAAGAACUAACGCUGAUAUGAUUGAAAAUGAAGGACGAUAUUAUCUCCUGGGUGAUAAUGGCUACACACCUUCUCCAAUCUUACUAACUCCAAUAGUUGACGCACCAGAAGGAUCACUAGAAGCUGCUUAUACCCACGAGCACGUAUCAACAAGAUGUAAAGUUGAACAAUGUUUUGGAAUCUUGACUCGUGUUUGGCUCGUUAUUAGCACAGCACGAAAAUUGUUCUACUCUCCAGAGAAAGUUACCAGAAUAAUUAUUGCAUGUGCAAUUUUACACAAUUAUCGCAAACUAAAUGGGAUGUUAGAUUAUCUGCCACCAUUACAACCAGAGGACGAAAAUGUUCAAGUUCAUCAUCGAGGAAAUGAUGAUCAAGCUGGAUUACAAGAAAGAAAUAACAUCAUCAACUUGAUGUAUAAUUGAUAUCAUUUGAUUAAAGCCAUGAAAUAAUAUAACUUUGCAAACGAA